This is a messenger RNA of Postia placenta MAD-698-R-SB12, 1713 nucleotides long. RefSeq lists its product as hypothetical. The record is from RefSeq and is a predicted model, not a curated record. The transcript is spliced from 6 exons. Bases 1 to 1713 code for a protein of 570 amino acids. NCBI's taxonomy places the organism in Eukaryota, Fungi, Basidiomycota, Agaricomycetes, Polyporales, Adustoporiaceae.
AUGGAGUCCCUGCCCCAAGUGGAGGCACGAAUUUCUUCUGAAUUGCAACGUGCAGCCUAUGUGUGGUCUCCUCCGAGUCCGUUUCGCGACUUGCAAUUGCCAUUCUACGAGGACGCAGCUAUUGAUGUCCGCCGAGAUUGGCCCGGGCCCACAAGGCCUUCAGCUGAAGGUUGGUCGAAGACGCGGGUUCGCGAGCGAUCUUCUCUUCCACAAGGGUCAAGAGAACAUCAGACAGGCGGCCUCGAAUCGGAUAACAAACGCGCGAGGGACAACAGGGGCCGCUUGAAAGUUGAGUGGCUAGAGGUCUUCUGGGAGCCGGCACGCGCAGCUAGCGCAUUACCCCUCAGGGUGGCCCAGAGAGACAACAAGGCGGCAGACACUAAGCAACUCCGAGAUGGCGGCCGGAGUGCGCGCGCGGGUGAUGACGCGGGAGAUGCCACACAGAAUAGAGUUAAAGUUCGGGGGCGACAUCUCCGCGCUCCAGAAGCGGCGACGCAGAGCACGGUGGGCGUCGUCGUCCAGCAGACACCGACACUGGCAGAGACAGAGACGCGCCGGGCAGAGAGGCCAGAGACGGCGCGCGGGUCGAGUGCCGCGGCGAUGCGGCUGUUCCCGCGCGACGUCCGCGGCUCGGGCGCAGAAUUGUGGGGAAAUGCGGGGCCGGCGGGACGCGGGUCUAGUGUCAGCACCAGCGUCAUCCGCGACGGGCGCCUGCGCGCGGACGAGGGCCUCGGUCGAUCCAGGCAUGGCGUCACGUGGACCGCAGGGAGGAUAGGAAGAGACGGGGAGAGAUGCGAGAUGCGCGCAAGACUAUCGUCGGGUUUCUGUCUCUUCCUCCAGAGUCCACGCCCGGACGCCCCUCUGUCCCUCCCGGACAGCCUCGACGCCCCAACGUCGACGCCCACACGCGGUCUGCCCCGCCCUGCCCCGCCCACACAGUGCACCAGGCUCGCACCGCCCGCCAUGCGGCCACGCUCCAGCUUCGCGGCCAUGGCCAACAGAAACGGCUCCUCCUCGUCCCUGUCCUCGUCCUCCGAGCCCGCCCUCGAGAACGGCGAGCCGGCCCAGUUGCACAAAGCGCGUCUGGCGAGGGGAGAGGCGGCAUGUCCGGCGGCGGGCGCAUCACCUAGCGGAGACGCGACGAAAGGGUGGGCGGCGAGGAAUGGCAGUCCGUCGAAACAAGAGGCCCGGCGACCAUAUAAGUCGGUCCUAGGUUUCCGCGCGCGCAGGGGAGGCGGCUCGCCGGGCUCAAUAAGGGCAGUUCUGGAGCGGACGGGCCCGCAAGGGACACACGGCGUGGGCCAGUGCGAGGGUGUCACAGGUAUUCUUGUGGCGCUGCGGUGGGAGAUACGGGCGCGGCGCGGGGCAGACUUGCCUGUUCCUGCGUGCUUCGCGGGGCGAUCCACGGCUUCUCGGUGUGGCGGCGCCUCGGGGGCGAUUUUGCCAGGUCCAGGAGGCUCGUUCAAUGGGCCACUGGCCGCAUGCCGUGCGGCGCGAACCCCCGAGCGGCACAUCCUCGCAGGCGACGUAGGGGACAUGGGGAUACGGCGGGGUCGAGUGCCGGCCGCCCGACAUGGAGCAGAGGAUGCCCGCACGUGGGGCGCGCAUGGUAGUCGGCCGCAGCAAGGUGGGCGGCGGACCAUAGGCUCCAGAGCGGUAGAUGUCCUCCCGUUUGGUCAGCGCACGCCUAUGAGCUAUCCGGUGCUCUGGUAG